This is a messenger RNA of Amborella trichopoda, 1583 nucleotides long. RefSeq names its product protein CYTOSOLIC ABA RECEPTOR KINASE 5. Gene Ontology annotation, molecular function: ATP binding; protein tyrosine kinase activity. NCBI's taxonomy places the organism in Eukaryota, Viridiplantae, Streptophyta, Magnoliopsida, Amborellales, Amborellaceae. The record is from RefSeq and is a predicted model, not a curated record. Gene Ontology annotation, biological process: protein phosphorylation.
CAACCUUUCAUAUGCGAUUCAUGUCCAGUAGGUGUACGUACCUGUAUCAUUCAGCUGAAAUUCUGAGAUUUCUGGACGGGUCUUCGAAGAGGUCAUAUAUGUGAAUUGGUUUGAGGAUCUGAAGUAACACGCAUAGAAUACAAGAUGUGCAAGCUAUUAUGCUGCUGUUAUGGAGGUAAAAAAGAACCUCAUGCUCAGCCUGUCAACCAAUCUACAAACCCAUCAAGUGGACAAACGCGUGGAAAUAAUGAAGGAGCAAACAGGGGUACCAGUGCUGCAAGUUCAGCAACCCCACAGAAAGUCUUACCCAUUGAAGCACCUGCAUUUUCAUUAAGCGAGCUGAAGAAAUUGACUAAUAACUUUGGAUCAAAAUACUUCAUAGGAGAGGGUUCAUAUGCACGGGUUUACCGUGCAAGUAUGCAUAACGGACAAACUGUGGCCUUAAAGCAACUAGACACGACUGACCAAGAAGAGCUUGAUUCUGAAUUUAUUGCACAGUUGUCCAGGGUUUCAAGACUGAAACAUGAACAUAUAGUCGAGUUGGUGGGAUACUGUUUAGAUGGGAAUACUCGGAUUUUGGCAUACGAAUUUGCGACACUUGGUUCAUUACAUGAUGUUUUACAUGGGAAGAAAGGUGUUCAGGAUGCUCAACCUGGUCGUGUUCUUGACUGGAAUCAAAGGGUGAGGAUUGCUGUUGGUGCAGCAAAAGGACUGGAGUAUCUCCAUGAGAAAGCUCAGCCUUCGAUCGUUCAUCGUGAUAUAAGAUCAAGCAACAUUAUGCUCUUUGAUGACUUCACAGCCAAAUUAGCUGAUUUCAACCUCUCCAACCAGUCUCCUGACAUGGCAUCUCGGCUUCAUUCUACUCGUGUAUUGGGAACCUUUGGAUAUCAUGCUCCUGAGUAUGCAAUGACCGGGCAGCUAACGCAAAAAAGCGACGUAUACAGCUUUGGAGUGGUUCUUCUCGAGCUUUUGACAGGAAGAAAGCCAGUUGACCACACAAUGCCUAGAGGACAACAAAGCCUGGUCACUUGGGCCACUCCUAGACUGAGUGAGGAUAAGGUUAAGCAAUGUGUAGAUCCAACCUUAAGGGAUGACUACCGACCUAAAGCUGUGGCCAAGAUGGCUGCAGUUGCAGCACUCUGCAUUCAAUACGAAUCGGAUUUUCGGCCUAAUAUGACUAUUGUCGUCAAGGCUUUGCAGCCACUGCUAAACCCAACACGGACAGGAGCAGUGGAGCCAAGUAUCUGAAGUAAGCGUAACCAUGUUUGUGAGGUGGAGAACUUUGAAUUCAAAGCGAACAAUUGGCCUUGGGCCCAUAGCUAUUGUUGGAAAGACAACUAGCUGCUGUGAAAGCAAAGGACAACUGAAAGUAACCCAUGCUGGCGUCGUAAAACCAUUUAUGUAUAUUUCCCUCCUUUUCAUUUUUUUUUUCUUUUACUUCAUUAUAUCAAGAACCUGCAACCUGUUCAUGUACUUCAACUGAUUGUGAAAGCUCCCCUCUCUCUAUCCAUGUUUUUCGGUUUGAUGAGGGAAAACCAUCAUAUAGAAAUUAUUAAAUUAUUGAAUUUAGUGGAUAUACAACU